Molecule: messenger RNA, 1074 nt
Organism: Kluyveromyces marxianus DMKU3-1042
Lineage: Eukaryota; Fungi; Ascomycota; Saccharomycetes; Saccharomycetales; Saccharomycetaceae
Gene: SUA7
Product: transcription factor TFIIB
Exons: 1
Coding region: 1-1074 (357 amino acids)
Biological process (GO): transcription initiation at RNA polymerase II promoter; transcription preinitiation complex assembly
Cellular component (GO): nucleus; transcription preinitiation complex
Molecular function (GO): TBP-class protein binding; RNA polymerase II general transcription initiation factor activity
Source: RefSeq, a predicted model, not a curated record
AUGUCAUUACCACAAGCAGCUUCGGCUAAUGUUGCGGCAACAUCGAGAAGGAGGGGUCCCAAUUUGAAUAUUGUUAUUUCUUGUCCGGAAUGUAAGGUAUAUCCACCAAAGGUUGUGGAGAGAUUUGCAGAGGGAGAUAUAGUGUGUGCUUUAUGUGGGCUUGUCUUGUCAGAUAGGAUAGUUGACACGCGAUCAGAAUGGCGUACGUUUAGUAAUGAUGAUCAGAAUGGGGAUGAUCCAAGUCGUGUGGGUGAAGCAUCGAAUCCGUUGCUUGAUGGGAGCCAUUUGUCGACACGUAUUGGGCAAGUUCAAGGUAGUGAUGCAAGGGUUACGAGGGAUUUGAACCGGGCACAGUCGAAGUCUAUUGUAGAUAAGAAGGACAACGAGUUGCAGGCAGCGUACGCGAAGAUUACUAUGAUGUGCGAUGCGGCUGAACUGCCCAAGAUUGUGAAGGAUUGUGCGAAGGAAGCGUAUAAGCUUUGUUUCGAGGAAAGGGUGUUGAAGGGGAAAUCACAGGAGAGUAUCAUGGCGUCCGUGAUUCUUGUUGGCUGUCGUAGAGCCGAAGUCGGGAGAUCGUUUAAGGAAAUUCUAUCGUUGACUAAUGUGCGGAAAAAGGAGAUUGGUAAGACUUUUACGAUCAUUAAGAAUAUUCUAAGAGACAAGAACGACAAGGGCUUUGCUAAUAUCGAUACCUCUAAUAUCACAACGGGUCAAACCAGUGCAGAAACGUUCAUACCAAGAUUCUGUUCACAUUUGGGUCUCUCGGUGCAGGUGGCGAAUGCUGCGGAAUACAUUGCUAAGCACUCGAAGGACGUGAACGUUUUAGCUGGUCGGUCUCCUAUUACCAUUGCAGCUGCUGCAAUUUACAUGGCCACAUUGUUAUUCAACUUGAAUAUCUCUCCUACCAAGGUUUCCCAGACUCUACAGGUUACAGAAGGUACUGUCAAAGGUGGUUACAAGGCCCUAUAUGAACACAAGGAAAAGGUGGUGGAUCCACAACUUAUAGAAAGCGGUAUCGUCAAGUGGGAAAACUUGCCAAAGGUCAGCAAUGAUAAGAGCGAAAAGGCCAACUGA